AUGGCGCCCAGGCGCUGUGGGAGUGAGGCACACAGCCUCAGGGCCCUGGCUCGCCGCUCAGGGGCCAGUGCCGGCCGGGCGCAGCGUGAGACCUGCUCCUCCGGGAGGACGCCGGCGAGCACUUGUGAGGGCGCCGACACGAGGGACCGCAGCGUGAACGGCGGCACGCAGGACCCUGAUGGACGGGAGGGGUCUUCGGGCAUCUCUGUCCUUUCCCUGGGGCAGCGACGGGACCGCAGUGGGGCCUGUCAGUUCCCUACGCAGGUCUGGAAGGUCGGCCAGCGGAGGGCGAGGACCCCGCACCGGGGUGCGGAACGUCCACCGGCAGCGCCGGCCUCCCGUCCCUGCGCACGCGCGGCGCGGCUAGGCGGCUGCCGGUACCCCAGGGCCAGCGCGCAUGUCUCCACGCCUCAGCCUUGCGCGGCGGAGGGAGGUAGGGCUGUCGGCCGCUGCCGGGCCGAGGACUGCGCGCCGCCUCGCGGCUUCUCCGUGCCCCACAGCAGCCCAGUUUGGUCUAGAAAGGCCCACGAAACCGCCGCCGUCGCCGCCCCCCUCCAGCCCCUCCCUGUCGCGUAUCCUUCCGUCGCGGUGCCCCCCGCGCCCCCCCGGUCCCCCCCCGGCCCUCGCCGAGGAGAACCCCAGUACGCAGGCGCGGUAACCAAGGCGGCGGUGUCUAGUGAGGAUUUGAAAUCGGCCGCGCGUGCGCACUGGCGUUCCGGCCCCGGCAAGGGCGGCCGCGCUUCCUCCCCGCCAGCCCCCGCCCCGCUCCCUCCCCGCCCCUCAUUGGAGCGGAGGCGGCGGCGCCCCCUCCUUCCCCCGCGCCCUGUCGCCGCCGAGAGUGUCUUUUCGCCGCCGCCGCCGCCGCUGCAGGAACGCGGAGCGAGCGGCGCGAGCGUGACCGAGGGCCGGGCGCACGGCGGCGGCCCUCCCGCGGGUCCCGGGCUGCGCGGCGCCUGGGCCCGCCCCCUCGGCCCUGCCGCCCGCCCCCUCCGAUGGCCUCUCCCGCCGGCCCGAGUGGAACGCCGCCGCCGCCGCGGCCCCCGCGCCCGCCCCGCGCCGCGUGAAGGGAGCCCGACAGGCCUGAGCAGCCCGCCGCGGCCUGCCCGGGCCCCUCCAGGCCGCCGCGAGCCGGGACCCCGACGGGAACCGCCGCUCACGGCCGGGCUGGGCGGCGGCGGCCUGGCGGGGCCCGCGCUGCCCGCCGCGUCGCCCCCGCCGCCCGCGUCUGGCCCCGCCGCGCUGCCCCCCGCACUGCUGACGGCGCUCGGGCCCGCGGCUGAGGGCGCCCGGCGCCUGCACAAGUCGCCGUCUCUGUCGUCGUCGUCUUCGUCCUCGUCCAACGCCGAGUCGGGCACGGAGAGCCCCGGCUGCUCCUCCUCGUCCUCCAGCAGCGCCUCGCUCGGCCGGGCGGGAGGAGGCCGCGGCGGCGCCUUCUUCCACUUCGCCGACGGUCCUUCGACCGGCCCCGGCGCGGCCAACGGGCACCCAGGGCCGCGCGGCCCCGCGCCCGCCGGCUCUCCGCCGCAGCACCAGUUCCACCCGGGCCGCCGGAAACGCGAGAACAAGGCCAGCACGUACGGCCUCAACUACCUGCUGUCCGGCAGCCGCGCGGCCGCGCUGAGCGGAGGAGGCGGCCCCGGGCCCCAGGCGCCGCGGCCCGGCACGCCGUGGAAGAGCCGCGCGUACAGCCCGGGUAUCCAGGGACUUCAUGAGGAAAUAAUUGACUUUUAUAACUUCAUGUCCCCUUGUCCUGAAGAAGCAGCCAUGAGAAGAGAGGUGGUGAAAAGGAUCGAAACUGUGGUUAAAGAUCUUUGGCCGACGGCUGAUGUGCAGAUAUUUGGCAGCUUCAGCACGGGCCUCUAUCUUCCCACCAGCGACAUCGACUUAGUGGUCUUUGGAAAAUGGGAGCGCCCUCCGCUGCAGCUGUUGGAGCAGGCCCUGCGGAAACACAGCGUGGCCGAGCCGGGCUCCAUCAAGGUCCUCGACAAGGCGACGGUACCGAUAAUAAAACUCACAGACCAGGAGACGGAAGUUAAAGUCGACAUCAGCUUUAACAUGGAGACUGGGGUCCGGGCAGCAGAGUUCAUCAAGAAUUACAUGAAGAAAUAUUCAUUGCUGCCUUACUUGAUUUUAGUACUGAAACAGUUCCUCCUGCAGAGGGACCUGAAUGAAGUUUUUACAGGUGGAAUUAGCUCGUACAGCCUAAUUUUAAUGGCCAUCAGCUUUCUGCAGUUGCAUCCAAGAAUUGAUGCCCGGAGAGCUGAUGAAAACCUUGGAAUGCUUCUUGUAGAAUUUUUUGAACUCUACGGAAGAAAUUUUAAUUACUUGAAAACUGGUAUUAGAAUAAAAGAAGGAGGUGCCUAUAUCGCCAAAGAGGAGAUCAUGAAAGCCAUGACCAGCGGGUACAGGCCGUCGAUGCUGUGCAUUGAGGACCCCCUGCUGCCUGGGAACGACGUGGGCCGGAGCUCCUACGGGGCCAUGCAAGUGAAGCAGGUGUUCGACUACGCCUACAUCGUUCUCAGCCACGCCGUAUCGCCGCUCGCCAGGUCCUAUCCCAACAGAGAUUCCGAAAGCACCUUAGGGAGGAUCAUCAAGGUGACCCAGGAGGUGAUCGACUACCGGGCGUGGAUCAAGGAGAAGUGGGGCGGCCGGGCCCACGCGCCGCCAGACCCCGACGACAGGAUUAAGACCACCGAGCGGACGGGCAAGUGCGAGGGGGAGCAGCCCCCGCGCCGGGACCCCGAGUCGCCCUGCGGCCCACGCCUGGCCCUAUCCCUGCCCAGCCCCCAGCUCCUGUCCUCCGGCUCGUCUGCCUCCUCUGUGUCCUCGCUCUCCGGAAGUGACAUCGAUUCGGACACGCCCCCCUGCCCGACGCCCAGCGUGCGCCAGUUCAGCCUCCAGGCGCCUGCCCCUCUGCCGGCCAGCCUGCCUGCCGCCCUGCCCGUGCCGAGCGGCAGACCUCAGUCGGCCACGCCCAGGACGCUGGUCAUGGCAACUAACACCCAGACCAGGUUUACUAUACCUCCACCAACGCUCGGGGUGGCCCCCGUGCCCUGUAGACCAGCUGGCAUCGAAGGAGCUCCGGCGCUGAAAGCUGUCCACCACGUGUCUUCCCCGGCCGUCCCAUCUGCGCCGCCUAACGCGCUUUCCAGUCCUCACCUGUAUCACAAGCAGCACAGCGGCAUGAAACUGUCCAUGAAGGGCUCCCACAGCCACGGCCAAGGCGGCAGCUACAGUGCGGUGGGCAGCGGAGGGGUGCGGCCUCCCGUGGGCAACCGGGGGCACCACCAGUAUAACCGCGCCGGCUGGAGGAGGAGAAAACACACACACACGAGGGACAGCCUGCCCGUCAGUCUCAGCAGAUAAUACUCCUGGUGGCGCCACCCGGCCCACACCUCCCAGACUGGAGCCGGGUGGCCUCGGCGCCCCCGGGACCUGAGACCAGCACCCAGCACGCCAGCCGGGCCCCCGGCGCCCUCGGCUGCUCGCUCUGCAUGUUCCUUGUGUGGUGGCCACGUCCGUCAUGAAGAACGGCUCCUGUGCUCGUCUGUGGAGCCUUACUGGACGUGGACGCUGCCUUCUGCCUUCCCAGGAGUCUCCCUUCAGUGCUGGACCAGGAACUGCGGGGACGGACGGGGCCUUGGCCUUUCUCGGUACCGUGUCUGUCCUUUGCGUUGGUACUUCAUUCCACGUUGUCAGAGCAACGGAGAUCGAACCCCGUUAUUUGUUGGGAGGUCAUCCUUGUUUUACUGCCCUCACAUUUUGUUUCAAAUUUCAGAACUGUUUUUCUAUGUAAAUAUUGGAAAUUUAUGAUUUGUGCAAUAACUCAGAUAUUUUUUAUUUAAUUUCAUAUUUUCACAUAAGUUAUAUUUAAGGGAGAAGGGAAUUUUUUUAAACGAGCUUAGAUCCUUUCCCGAGUUGCAUUUUCUAAGUUGGGUUCAUCCUGUCGGCUGGUUGUCUGAUGAGCGUUGUUACGAACACCGCGAACGAGGGGCUUGGGGUUUAUUUUUAUGUUCCUUCUUUUGGUCAGACGUGAGGCCUCUCAGUUCGUGGUGAAGGAGCUGAGUCUCCCCCUCACCCGCCCCGCAGCGGGUUUCCGAAGGGGUUUGGCUCCGAAGCCUUCUGACCAGCUGCCCGCCGGCUCUGCCGUCCGGCCUGUCUGUUGUCUUGCUCUGACCGUGGAGUUUUAAUGUUUUGGGUUUGGUUCUUUUAAACUAGACAACAGACCCAGCAUUUAGAGUGCCAGAGUGUAUAACUUUCUAUGGGGAGAAAAGGUUGUCACAUUAUGAAAUCUUAAGCAAAUGUGAACUUUGAAACGCCUCAGUUUUAGUAACAUAGUCUGUAAAUGAUGGGUCUGGUGAACAGCGUCACGGACAAUGGUACCCAGUUUUAGGAAUGUGGAGAAAGGAAUUAUGUUGAUUCCAUUGUGGAAUCUGUAGCAGUAUGCAUUCGUUCUGUUAAGAGCAAAUAUAGGAGAAGCACUUGAGCUGCUCAGUGCGCCGUGGAGGGGUUUUUAACACAUCACAGGAGAGCACAGCCCAGUGUCGGGCCCCGGAGCGGCUGGCGCCCGACUCGAGAAGCAUACAGGUAUACUAUGCAAGUGUGUUCUGCCAUGACAGCCACUGUCUUUGUUACCCAUUUUUGAACACUAAUAUACCCAUCCUGCCUCACCCUGAGUUUUUGGAGCACCACAGGUGUCCUGGGAGUUAGGUGCCUCUUCUAGGUCAUCCGACUCCCAUUUUUAAAAUGGGAGUCCUGGCCCUGCUGACGCUACAGGUGGGAUGGUCUUUGAAGUCCACUAGCAGAGAAGGUUGGGACGAGAAGCUUACUGCCGUGACCCCAGUGACAUGCAGAAGCGGGGCGUCCUCAAGUGGGGUCUGAGUGUAGAGAGCUUCACCGCAUCUGCGGGCCCCCUGGAAGCAGGACUGGCCCCCGUGCGUUGAGAGUGGCCGGCCGCGCCUGCAGGGCUCCCUGGGAGGCUCCCAGAGCCGAGUAGCACGCUUUGUCUGCAGUUCUUGAUGAUCGGAGGUUAUCAAAAGUAUUUAAAGAUAUUUAAAUCAUGAACCUAUUGAUAAAGAAAUAUUUAUAAAAACUGAUCUGUAGGCCUGUACUAAUCUCUACGCGUUAGCAAUAUUGACUGUAACCCUCCUCCAAGGAAACGCUGCGGGGGACUGCGGGGUACGGUGGGAGCGCCCUCGGGUGUGCCUCGGGACCCUCAGUCCCUGACCCGGGCGCCAGGCUCCAGCCCCGUCACGGUGAACCAAUGAAUUGGCCCGGCCGCCUGUGGCCACGCGCCGCGGGCCUGACAACAGGAUAUCAUGUUUCGAUUUUUUGUGUGUGUGGACAACAAUGUGGAAGCUAAAAUUGACAUAUUUUUAUGUAAAGUUUUUCUAUUCUUUGAUUUUUAAUAAACUUUGGAAACCAG
Molecule: messenger RNA, 5425 nt
Organism: Delphinapterus leucas (beluga whale)
Lineage: Eukaryota; Metazoa; Chordata; Mammalia; Artiodactyla; Monodontidae
Gene: TENT4A
Product: terminal nucleotidyltransferase 4A
Biological process (GO): polyadenylation-dependent ncRNA catabolic process; RNA 3'-end processing
Cellular component (GO): nucleolus; TRAMP complex
Molecular function (GO): mRNA binding; poly(A) RNA polymerase activity
Source: RefSeq, a predicted model, not a curated record